AUGGAGGGCACGAGGUCAAGGCGAACUAGCCGCGCGUGUGUACCUUGUCGGCGCAAAAAGGUCAAAUGUCCAGGGGAACAGCCGGUGUGCUCCUUCUGUCGGAGGCUCGGACAGGUCUGCGAAUAUAAGCCUGCGACAUAUGAUUGGAGUCAGGAAGCCGAAACCCCUAACAUAAAACUGAUGCAUUAUGUAGCACAUUUCAGCCAAAUCAUUCUUCAGGUGCUGAGGGUUCGUCCUCGGCUUCCCUGCCAAAACAACACCUACUCAACCCUGAUCAACCAGCUCAAGCCUACAAUGAACAUUCUACUAUGCCGUAGGCAACAAGAGACCCAGACAUACUGUGUGAGAGUAUCACUAAUUGAAUAUAGCCUUUUACAACCAAGGGAAGAAUUAGCAGGCACGGAUCUCAAACUUGCCGGCGAACUAUAUAUCCAAUGGUGCCAUGACCAGCCGAUGUCGCUCUUUAGAAAGGACAAGUUCCUCGCCACCUUUGGAUCUCGUGACCAAGAACUUCAAUUAGCAAUUAGCGUCCUCGCAGCUCGAUUCCCACCUGGGGAUUUCAAGGCCGAAAAGCGACAGGAAGCGGCCUCAGCAGUGAGAUUAUGCCGGAAACUAGUUACAGAUCGGAUAGCCAAUGGGAAGGUUAGAUUGUCUACGUUACAAUGUCUGUGCAUUCUUGGUAUGGUUGGCUUCGCAGAUGGUGAUUCGACUCAGGCUGGACUCGAUCUUACCACGGCCACGUAUCUCAAGGAUGCCCUCCCUCUAGGGUCAUCAUUGGGUAAUCCAGAAGAAUACCAAUUAUGUGUCCAUAGUAUCUCAACCUUGCAGUAUCUUCAAGGCCGUAUCCCGGACUUGGACAAAUCCGUUCCUGGAGGUACCUUUCUUCAACUUUCGAAUAAAUCUCAGGACCAUGAGAAGGCCCAUAUUGCGCAAGAGAUGAGCGCGGACGAAGAGUUUUACCAAGGAAUUUUGCAGUACAAGGCACAAGCAGCUGAGAUCUGGCAUAUGGUCAGGGCCUACGCAGCCGCCCGCGUCAGAGCAGACAGUCUCCCCCCUUGGAGCCCGCAGUCCGAUUAUUCACUGGUUAUGUUGCGCAAUCUUGAGUUUGAGUGUCGGUUCCCGUUGAAGUAUCGGUACGCCACUAGCAACUUCGGUGGCAUGAGCUCUGAGGCCCUGAACUUGCGAAGAGAUUACUGGGCAUCAUUUUUCAUGACUCACUUUAUACAUGAGACCAUUUAUAUACUGCUCAACCACCCGUUUCUGCUGUCGCUACGGCUGAGAAACUUCCGACACAUGCUGCCGCUCACCUUCAUACAUAAUUCAUUUGAACAUUUAUCCAGAGAGACAGGUUGGGUUAUCUUCUUCCUGAAUGUUCUUGAGAAACAAAAGUUACAGCUUAAUGACCCAGUGAUCGCGCAUUGUGUAGUCAUUGUGGCAACGGUUCACCUUCAACAUAGCUUCGUUGAAGACAAUGUUCUCAGGAGCAAGGCACAGAGCGGAUACGAGACUUGUUUACGGUUUUUGAAACAGGCAUCGUUAGUGUGGCCUCGCAUUAUGCGCAUGACCGAGAAGUUACAGCAACUGCGGGACAGCGUUGCGAUCGACACAACUAUAGGAACCGAACAGCCGGUGAAUACCCAUCAAUCUUGGUCAAUUAAUGCGAACCUAUUAUGGGAGCUUUUGAUUUACGAGAAAGCUGGUUCCCUUGACCCGGAAAUAUCUAUGUUUGACGAUACCAUUACAAUAGAUGACGGGCAGCAGCAAGAUAUAACCGAAUGUGCUACGGUUGGAUCCGCCGGUCUAUUCGGGCACAGAGCAGCAAGAAAGGAACACUUCGCUUAUCCACCGCAAGAGGGCAAUAAUGUAUUGCAUUCCACACCUACGACAAUAGGUGAGAUAGACGGAGCUGGCUUUGUAACUGAGCAACCCUUCACGGGACUCGGGGAUUUGAAUAUGGUAGACCAGCAAGAUUGUUUCCCUUUGCAAGCCGAAGAUUUUGGGAAGGCGAUAAAUGACUGGAUAAGCUUUGAUAUGCCAGACAUCUCUUAG
Messenger RNA from Clonostachys rhizophaga, 2049 nucleotides. The record is from the annotation of a GenBank genome assembly. NCBI's taxonomy places the organism in Eukaryota, Fungi, Ascomycota, Sordariomycetes, Hypocreales, Bionectriaceae.